This is a messenger RNA of Eptesicus fuscus (big brown bat), 1034 nucleotides long. It is a transcript of the gene CA5A, whose product is annotated as carbonic anhydrase 5A. The transcript has 7 exons. The coding region runs from base 1 to 933 and encodes 310 amino acids. The record is from RefSeq and is a predicted model, not a curated record. Gene Ontology annotation, molecular function: carbonate dehydratase activity; zinc ion binding. Gene Ontology annotation, cellular component: mitochondrion; cytoplasm. NCBI's taxonomy places the organism in Eukaryota, Metazoa, Chordata, Mammalia, Chiroptera, Vespertilionidae.
AUGCUCAGGACCCCGAUACUGGGCAGGAACCAUGCGAAGUCCUCAGGCUUCUCCGUCUUGGCCAAGCAGGCGUGGGGGGCUCUACGAAGCCAUCUGCGGAGGCUUGAGCGACUGUGCUCCCAGGUUCCCUGUGCGCAGAGAAGUAGGAAUGACGCUUUGCACCCCCUUUGGAAGGGCCCAGCCUCCAAGCCCGGGGGCUCCCGGCAGUCCCCCAUCAACAUCCGCUGGAGGGACAGUGUCUACGACCCCGGGCUGCACCCUCUCCGGGUCUCCUACGACGCCGCGGCCUGCCGCUACGCCUGGAACACCGGCUACCUCUUCCAGGUGGAAUUUGACGACGCCAACGAGGGCUCAGGAAUCAGCGGUGGCCCCUUGGAAAACCACUACCGCCUGAAGCAGUUCCACUUCCACUGGGGAGCAGUGAACGAGUGGGGCUCGGAGCACACGGUGGACGACCACGUGUACCCGGCAGAGCUGCAUUUAGUUCACUGGAACGCUGUGAAAUACCAAAACUACAAGGAAGCUGUGAUGGGAGAGAAUGGCUUGGCUGUGAUAGGCGUGUUUUUAAAGCUGGGGUCCCGCCACGAGGCACUGCAGAAGCUGGUGGACGUCUUGCCGGAAAUAAAGCAUAAGGAGGCACGGGUGGCCAUGGGCCCCUUCGAGCCCUCCUGCCUGCUGCCCACCUGCCGGGAUUACUGGACCUACCCGGGCUCCCUCACCACUCCUCCACUCACCGAGUCUGUCACCUGGAUCAUCCAGAAGAAGCCCAUUGAAGUGUCCGCGAACCAGCUGGCCGCGUUUCGCACGCUCCUGUUCACUGCACUUGGUGAAGAGGAGAAGACGAUGGUGAACAAUUACCGCCCACUUCAACCCCUGAUGAACCGGAAGGUCCGUUCAUCCUUCCAGGCCACGAAAGAGGGCACCAGACCCUAAAUGCAUUACGUCCAAGUCAAUGGGCUGAACUGACUUUAAAAAGAGGAAGUAUUGUUUCCCAAGUCUCAUGGUCUGAUCAUAUGCAACCCCUGAAAUUAAAA